This is a messenger RNA of Megalops cyprinoides (Indo-Pacific tarpon), 2408 nucleotides long. RefSeq names its product serine/threonine-protein phosphatase 2A 55 kDa regulatory subunit B beta isoform-like. Bases 636 to 1967 code for a protein of 443 amino acids. The transcript has 9 exons. Gene Ontology annotation, molecular function: protein binding; protein phosphatase regulator activity. Lineage: Eukaryota; Metazoa; Chordata; Actinopteri; Elopiformes; Megalopidae. Gene Ontology annotation, biological process: peptidyl-serine dephosphorylation. Gene Ontology annotation, cellular component: protein phosphatase type 2A complex; cytosol. The record is from RefSeq and is a predicted model, not a curated record.
UGCACCGCGCGAUAGCUGCACGAGCGCUUUCAUGCAGCACUCGACAGACCCGUACAGCGACACCGGGGGCGAGCCGGGCAAGCGAAACGACAGGAGGAAACCGAACCCGAGAUGCCAUCUGACUGACGCAUAAUCUCGAGCGCCUCAUAGCCCUGCACACUGAAAAUCAUUUACAAACUCAAAUCGCCGGAAAGGGACACUUAUCUUGCUCUACCUGCAAAUACGCGUCAAUUUCGUUUAAUUUUUUUAUUUUAUCCUCUUUACACGUGUGCUGCCGGUUUCAAAAACAGCUUUGUCGGAAUCGUCGCUAACAGUUUUCUAACGUUGUAGAGCGUGGUGUCAUUUCCCUUUAAAUACACAGUUUAUCUUUAUAAUCUUUAAUUUAACUGAUGUAUUAGAGCGACCGAUCGGCCGAGCUCUAGUCCUGUUCCACUCGUAGCUGCUGUCUGUGCUUACGUGGGUGCCCCCCGGAGCGGACGGCCAGGAAUUGCCUCAUUUCUGUAUUUAUAAUAUUUGUUGUCUCCUUGGAGACGGCCCGAUCAUGACGAGCAACCGGCUGUGCGCUCGAGCCCUAUGCUGAGACGGUGGUUCAGGACCAUGGGCACGUGUUUAUCUGCAAAGUAACGAAAUCAUAAAUGGAUGAAGACAUUGACACCCGCAAAAUCAACAACAGCUUCCUUCGCGACCACAACUAUGCAACCGAAGCUGACAUCAUAUCCACUGUUGAGUUCAACCACACAGGGGAGCUGUUGGCCACAGGGGACAAGGGCGGGCGAGUGGUGGUGUUCCAGAGAGAGCAGGAGAGCAAGAACCAGCCACACCGGAGGGGAGAGUACAACGUUUACAGCACCUUUCAAAGCCAUGAGCCAGAGUUCGACUACCUGAAAAGCCUGGAGAUCGAGGAGAAGAUCAACAAGAUCCGCUGGCUGCCGCAACAGAAUGCCGCCUACUACCUGCUCUCCACCAACGAUAAAACUGUCAAGCUAUGGAAGAUCAGUGAGAGGGACAAGAGACCUGAGGGCUACAACCUCAAGGAUGAUGAUGGCAGAAUCCGAGACCCAACCACCAUUACUGCACUGCGGGUCCCAGUGCUGCGGCCGAUGGACCUCAUGGUGGAAGCCGCUCCCCGCCGGAUCUUCUCCAACGGCCACACCUACCACAUAAACUCCAUCUCCGUCAACAGUGACUACGAGACCUACAUGUCCACCGAUGACCUGAGAAUAAACCUCUGGAACCUGGAGAUCACCAACCGAAGCUUCAACAUUGUGGACAUUAAGCCUGCAAACAUGGAGGAGCUGACGGAGGUGAUCACGGCCGCCGAGUUCCACCCGAACCACUGCAAUACCUUUGUCUACAGCAGCAGCAAGGGCUCCAUCCGCCUGUGUGACAUGAGAGCCUCGGCGCUCUGUGACAACCACUCCAAAUUCUUCGAGGAGCCCGAGGACCCCAACAACCGCUCCUUCUUCUCGGAGAUCAUCUCCUCCAUCUCGGACGUGAAGUUCAGCCACAGCGGGCGCUACCUGAUGACACGGGACUACCUCACGGUGAAGGUGUGGGACCUCAACAUGGAGAGCAAGCCCCUGGAGACCUACCUGGUACAUGACUACUUGAGAAGCAAGCUGUGCUCUCUCUAUGAAAACGACUGCAUCUUUGACAAGUUUGAAUGUGUGUGGAACGGAUCUGACAGCGUGAUCAUGACGGGCUCCUACAACAACUUCUUCCGGAUGUUCGACCGCAACACCAAGCGGGACGUGACCCUGGAGGCGUCGCGGGAGAACAGCAAGCCGCGGGCGGUGCUGAAGCCACGCAAGGUGUGCGUUGGUGGCAAGCGGCGCAAGGACGAGAUCAGCGUGGACAGCCUGGACUUCAGCAAGAAGAUCCUGCACACCGCCUGGCACCCCAACGAGAACAUCAUCGCCGUGGCGGCCACCAACAACCUCUACAUAUUCCAGGACAAGGUCAACUAGGCAGUGCGCCUCCAGCUCAGAGGCCCGGGAGGGAGGUGGGCGUGGUCCGGGGUGGCCGUGGCCCAUCAGGGAGGUGGACAACCAACUCCCCCCCCCCACCUAAGGUUGUGACUGUGGAUCUGCUGGAUACAUAGGGAAGUGCAGGGAGAGAUUGUCUUUAUUUUUUUACGUUCCUGAAGGCGGGACAGUUCUGGCAGCAGGGCGGAGUGCGAAGAGGCUGACAAAAGGGGACUCUGGGUGACAAAGGUGACAGCGACAGAAGAUGCUGGCUCCGCCCAGGAUGAUGUCAUGGGCCAGAUGCAUUCCAUGCAAAGCCCCGUCCCCUUCAUUUCCGUGACUCAUGUUAUUUAUUUAGGUAUUAAUUUUAAUACAUGAUAGCCCAUUCUUCAUUUAUGCACCUGUUGAGGGUUGGGAUAUGUUACAGGAUAAAUUAUGACUCAA